GCGCCCCUGGUCCUUGCGCUAGGUGGUCUCGCCUUACCGCCGGGUGGGAGCAUCGGGAUUCGAAGGUGUGAUCUGUCCUCAGCCAUGGCGGCUCACGGGAAGUUGCGGCGGGAGCGGGGGCUGCAGGCCGAAUAUGAGGCACAAGUCAAAGGGAUGCGUGGGCAGUUGAGUGAGCAGCUCCGGUGCCUGGAGCUUCAGGGAGAGCUUCGGCGGGAUUUGCUGCAGGAGCUAGCUGAGUUCAUGCGGCGCAGGGCAGAGGUGGAGAUGGAGUACUCUCGGGGUCUGGACAAGUUGGCUGAACGCUUCGCCAGCCGCAGUGGUCGCCUGGGGGGCAGCAGCCAGGAGCAGCAAAGCUUCCGGAAGGAGCCGACUCUCCUGUCACCCUUGCACUGCUGGGCUGUGCUGCUGGAGCACACGCGGCUCCAGAGUCGGGAAAGUGCUGCCCUCAGUGAGAUGAUGGCUGGGCCCCUAGCUCAGCGACUGAGUCACAUUGCUGAGGAUGUGGGACGCAUCGUCAAAAAGAGUAAGGACCUGGUGCAGCAACUGCAAGAUGAGCUCCUGGAGGUGGUCUCAGAACUCCAGACAACCAAGAAGACAUAUCAUGUGUACCACUUGGAGAGCAUGAAUGCUGAGACCAAACUCCGGGAAGCUGAACGGCAGGAGGAGAAGCGGUCAGGUCGGAGUGCCUUGCCUACCACCACCGCUGCCUCUGCCACCGCAGUGACUACUAUUAGCACCACUACUACCACUGAGACAGGGGCCGUCCGAAAGAGCUCUCUCAAGAAAGGAGGGCGGCAAGUGGAAAAGCGUCAGGCCAAGUUUUUGGAGCAGAAACUUAAAUGUACCAAGGCCCGAAAUGAGUACCUGCUCAACCUGGCCAGUGUCAAUGCCGCUGUCAGCAAUUACUACUCACACGAUAUCAUGGAUCUUAUUGAUUGCUGUGACACAGGUUUCCACUUGGCCCUGGGACAGGCCCUCCGGAGCUACACAGCUGCUGAGAGCCGCACCCAAGCCUCCCAGAUGCAGGGCUUAGGCAGCCUGGAAGAGGCUGUGGAGGCACUGGAUCCUCCAGGGGACAAGGCUAAGGUGCUUGAGGUUCAUGCCACAGCCUUCUGUCUCCCUCAGCGUUUUGACUACCAACCCCAUGAAGGUGAUGAGGUGGCUGAGAUCCAGGUUGAGAUGGAACUUCGGGAUGAGAUUUUGCCCAGAGCUCAAAACAUCCAGAGUCGCCUGGACCAAAAGACCAUCGAGAUAGAAGAGGUGAAUAAGACACUGAAGGCAACAAUUCAGGCUCUGCUAGAGGUGGUGGCAUCAGAGGAUGGGGACAUGCUGGACUCGUUGCAGGCUAGCCCCUCUACUGAAUCCCUCAAGUCUACAAGCUCAGACCCAGGCACCCGGCAGGCAGGCCGCAGAAGAAGCCAGCAGCAGGAGACAGAGACCUUCUAUAUUACGAAGCUACAGGAAUAUCUAAGUGGCCGGAGUAUCCUUGCCAAGCUGCAGGCCAAGCAUGAAAAGCUGCAAGAGGCCAUUCAGCGAGGUAAUAAGGAAGAGCAAGAGACAUCUUGGACCCAGUGCACAGAGAGAAAAUUCCAUAAGAGCCACUACCCCCAACCUAGCUCCCAGUGUAACCAGAGACUUUUUGGAGGUGACCUGGAGAAGUUCAUUCAGAGCUCAGGCCGACCUGUGCCACCUGUGGUGGAGAGCUGUAUCCGCUUCAUUAACCUCAAUGGCCUGCAGCAUGAAGGCAUUUUCCGGGUAUCAGGUGCCCAGGCCCGAAUCUCGGAGAUCCGAGAUGCAUUUGAAAGAGGGGAGGACCCUCUGGUAGAAGGCUGUACCACUCAUGACCUAGACUCAGUGGCUGGAGUCCUGAAGCUGUACUUCCGGAGCCUGGAGCCCCCACUCUUCCCCUUGGAUAUGUUUAAUGAGUUGCUGGCUUCAGCAGAACUGGAAGUCGUGGGGGACCGGGUGGAGCCUGUGAGCCAUCUGCUGUCCAAACUGCCCAGACCUGUGCUAGUGGUCCUGCGAUAUCUCUUCACCUUCCUCAACCACCUGGCCCAGUACAGCGAUGAGAACAUGAUGGACUCCUACAACCUGGCUGUAUGCUUUGGGCCCACGCUGUUGCCUGUGCCUUCUGGGCAGGACCCUGUAGCCUUGCAGGGCAGGGUGAACCAGCUAGUGCAGACUCUUAUCCUGCACCCAGCACGAGUUUUCCCAACCCUGGCCAUGCUGCCAGGCCCCAUUUAUGAGAAGUGCAUGGCACCACCUUCUGCCAGCUGCCUGGGGGACGGCCAGUUAGAGAGCCUCACUGGGGAGCCAGAGCUGGAGUUGGAAGCUGGUACCACAGCUCAGGAGGAUGACUCAGAAGGAGCUGUGGAGGCAGUGGCCUGCUUUUCCUAUACUGGCCGCACAGCCCAGGAACUGACAUUUCAGCGAGGGGAUGUGCUACAACUGUAUGCUCGGGCAUCGAGUGAUUGGUGGCGAGGAGAGCAUGCUGGUGUGAGGGGACUCAUUCCUCAUAAGUAUAUCACACUUCCUGAGGGGCUGGAACCACGCACCCCGCCUGAGGCUAUGGGUCCCUCUGGGCACAGGCGACACUGUUUGGUCCCCACCUCUCCUGAGCAACAUGUGGAAAUGGAUAAGGCUGUGGCGCAGAACAUGGACUCGGUAUUUAAGGAGCUCUUGGGAAAGGCAGCUGUCCGCCAGGUCUACGGGUUAUCAUCUACAGCCUCCCCCAGUCUAGGAACCCCAAACCAGAAGCCCCCGGCCUGCAGCAUCUUCAGCAAAAACAAAGUCUUCUCCCGGGGACCCAGGGCUCCAGUUUCCCCCUCAGACCCCCAUCCCCAGGAUCCAGAUUCAACUCACAAGCUACUCUGAGACCCGUUACCUCCAGUGAUCCUCCCGCCCCACCCCAGCUCCAGGCCUAACGCCUCACUUCGGCCAUAUUCUAGGCCUUUGAGAGGUAGCAAAGGAAGGAGGCUGGAGACAAGCCUUCUGUGCCUUUGCUUGGAAGCCUUGGGCUGUAUCUGUGGAAAAAGCAAGUGGCAGCGAUUCAUAAAGACCCAUG
Molecule: messenger RNA, 3064 nt
Organism: Psammomys obesus (fat sand rat)
Lineage: Eukaryota; Metazoa; Chordata; Mammalia; Rodentia; Muridae
Gene: Arhgap4
Product: Rho GTPase activating protein 4
Biological process (GO): signal transduction; negative regulation of cell migration
Cellular component (GO): cytoplasm
Molecular function (GO): protein binding
Source: RefSeq, a predicted model, not a curated record